GUGUAAUGCCAAUCCCAGCUCAUAUAAAAGCGCAGGAUUUGCAGGGACAGAUUGCUCAGUGACACGAGGAGUGUGUUGGCUCUGGGGUCUUUGUGACUGUUUGGGAAAACCAGGAAGAGAAUAGAAAUGCUGGGAUGAGUCCGUAUUCAUUCUGUACUCAUUCAGGAAGUUGUAGCGUCAGAGAAAGGAGCUAAAGCAACAAAGGAAGACUUUUAAAUGAUAGAGUUUCUGGGUCGCAGGUUGCCUCCGAAUGACUGGAACCUAUUCGGUUGUAAACAGAAACCAGGUUGUGGCCUGAUCUGCUGAGGGGGAAGGGCAGAAGCACAUUCCACAUUCCUGUCAUUUGCAUACAAAGCUCAGUCCAGGAGAGACGUCUCCUCCCUUCAGUCGACCCACGUGAAGAGGAAUUUGGCAGUUAAAUACGACUUGAGGGAUGAAUGAGGCUUCCUCCUCAUUAUUAAAGCGCUGCCGCCUGGUCAGGUCUGAGACCGAUCCUGUUUGCGGGUCUCAGGCGUCACAGACGUCUCCCAGUCAGGAUGCUUCAGCGCAGGACUCCUCCUUCCCUCUCUCAUCAGUAGCAGACCUGCUGGAGGGAGAGGAGACCGGUGGUACCCCUGCCGCCCGACCCGAGACCAAGCCGAACCUCCGCAACAAGUUCCAGGGAGCUUUCAAGAAGGGCAUCAGCAACCCUAUGGACCUGAUCGAGUCCACCAUCUAUGAGUCUUCGGUCAACCCGGGGCCCAAAAAGGCCCCCAUGGACUCGCUGUUUGACUACGGCACGUGUCGCGUCACCAAUAACCAGAAAUGGCGCAGGAAGAAACUCGGCCGAGGGAACACAGACAACAUGGUGUCAUGUGACGAUACCGGCUCGGACCCUCCCAGAGUUCUGAAGGUGUUUAAUCGCACGCAGCUGUUCGACGCCGUGUCUCGAGCCGACCCCAGUGCUCUGGACGGCCUGCUGGAGUUCCUGCAGAGCCACAACAAGAGACUGACGGACGAGGAGUUCCGAGAGCUAUCCACUGGGAAAACGUGUCUGCUGAAAGCUCUGCUGAAUUUAUACGGUGGAAGGAACGACACCAUCCCCUUGUUACUGGACGUGGCUGAGCAGACAGGGAACCUGUACGAGUUUGUCAACACGCCCUUCAGGGACCUGUAUUACCGCGGUCAGACCGCGCUGCACAUCGCCAUCGAGCGGCGCUGUAAACACUACGCCGAGAUGCUUGUGGAGAAGGAAGCCGACGUUCACGCUCAGGCUCGAGGACGCUUCUUCCAGCCCCGAGACGAGGGAGGAUACUUUUACUUUGGUGAGCUCCCUCUCUCGCUGGCUGCCUGCACUAACCAGCCCGGCCUGGUGCAUUACCUGACGGAGAACAGCCACAAGACGGCAGACCUGCGGCGGCAGGACUCGCGCGGGAACACGGCCCUGCAUGCGCUCGUGCACGUGGCCGACAACACGCGCGAAAACACUCGCUUCGUCACCAAGAUGUACGACCUGCUGCUCAUCAAGAGCGCCAAACUUUACCCAGAAUCCAACCUGGAGCAGGUCCUCAACAACGACGGCAUGUCGCCACUCAUGAUGGCCGCCAAACUCGGCAAGAUCGGGGUUUUCCAGCACAUCAUCCGGAGAGAAAUUAAAGACGAUGAGGUGCGUCACCUGUGCAGGAAGUUUAAGGACUGGGCGUAUGGACCCGUGUACUCGUCUCUGUACGAUCUCUCCAACCUGGACAUGUGCGGCGAGGAUGUCUCCGUGCUGGAGAUCCUCGUCUAUAAUAGCAGAAUCGAGAACCGGCACGAGAUGUUGGCUGUGGAGCCGAUUAACGAGCUGCUGAGGGAGAAAUGGCAAAAAUUUGCCGCCGUGACGUUUUACAUCAGCGUGGUGUCGUACCUCAUCACCAUGAUUAUCUUCACACUCGUCGCCUACAAUCGUCCCUCUGAUGGCAUGCCUCCGUAUUCAUACGUAACGACGGAGGACAAACUGCGUCUGGCAGGAGAACUCAUCACCCUCAGCUCUGGACUCUUUUUCUUCAUAAGUAAUAUAAAGGAUUUGUUGCUGAAAAGGAUGCCGUCCGUGACCUCGUUAUUUAUCGACGGAUCGUUUCAACUCCUCUAUUUUAUGUACUCGGUGCUGGUGCUGGUGUCGGUGUCUCUGUACCUGGCGGGGAUUCAGGCCUACGUGACGGUGAUGGUGUGUGCGCUGGUGUUAGGGUGGAUGAACACACUGUAUUUUACCAGAGGCUUCAAACUUACUGGCACCUACAGCAUCAUGAUCCAGAAGAUUCUGUUUAAAGAUCUGUUCCGCUUCCUGCUGGUCUACGUGCUCUUCAUGAUCGGCUAUGCUUCAGGUCUGGUGUCUCUGCUCAAUCCGUGUCCCCCGAACAGCACCAAACUGCCGUGGGACGCCACCAAUAAGUCGUUCUGCAGAGACCCGGCGGCGUUCAGCACCGUCCUGCUGGAGCUCUUCAAGCUCACCAUCGGCCUGGGGAACCUGGAAGAUAUGGUCCAGGGAAUGCAGUACCCUGAGGUGUGCCUCAUCCUCGCAGUCACCUACAUCGUGGUCUCCUUUGUGCUCCUGCUCAACAUGCUGAUCGCCCUCAUGGGUCAGACCGUCACCAAGGUGUCCAAGCAGAGCAAGCAGAUGUGGAAGCUGCAGUGGGCUACAACGAUCCUGGACAUCGAGCGAUCUUUACCCACGUGUCUGCGCAAAAAGUUCCGUGUGGGGGAAAUGGUGACGGUGGGAAAGAACUGGGACGGGACUCCUGAUAAACGCUGGUGCUUCCGGGUGGACGAGGUGAAAUGGUCGGACUGGAACCACAAUCUGGGAAUCAUUAACGAGGAUCCAGGACAAAAAGAGCAACACGAACAGGGUCACAACAACACCAAACGACUGCGACGAGAUCGCUGGUCCACGGUGGUUCCUCGAAUAGUGGAGCUGAAUCGAGUUCCCCGAUCCAGAGAACACGUGGUGGAGAUGACGGAACCCCUGAAGCAGAGGAACAGUUUCAACUGAAUCUGGAGCUGAACCACAGAAAAUGUUAUUUCUACUUACUGUAGAACAUCUGCGUCCACUUCCAUCUCCACAAACACUGGAGCAAACAUCUGGUCCUGACACUAUAACAGUACCUUCACACACGACGGGACUGAAACAGGACUUCAUCAGGACCUUGAUCAAUAAAAAACACAGAACUCGAUCGGAUCAGAACAGAACAUCUGGAAGCAGAACGAGAUCAGAAUCAGGAGUCCAGAUCAUUCAGAUUAUAGAAAACCAUAGGUUUUUUUUGUAUAAUCACGUGAUCCAUUUUGCAGCGUUCUUCCUCAGGGAUCUGUCUGGAGACUGUCUGGAUGUUAUUUGGUCAUAAAUUAUAAAUAUGCAGUCAAAAGCCAAACAUAGAUAUAAUAUCAAUAAAACAUAAAUAUAAUAUGAAUGAAAAUAUGAAAUGCUUUUGAGGAAAGACAAUAUUUUCAGGUUGUACUGGUUACAGGGAUUUAUUUAUUGUGACAAUAACCAGGUUUUAAAAAACACAUUAAACUAUAGUUAUUAGCGGUUCAUGAUGCAAAAUAUGAUCAAUCUGGAACAUUUCAUAUCUUUUUUUUUUUUUUUAUAAAACACCCAUGCUGUAAUAAAUGUGUGCUGAAAUAUUAAAUAUCUCUAGACUCCUGUAAGCGCAGCAUGUUGUUCAUUUUCACCUUGUAAAUAUUUCAAUAUAUUUUUUAUCUUUAUAUAAUGUUGUACUGACCAGCACAUGAACAUCUUUUAUAUGAAAAGUUAUGUGACUUUGAUGAUUUAAUAUAAAAAAGGCGGCAUUUAUUAAUGGAAUUCUGAAAUAAAAUAAAUACAUUUAAAAAAUGA
Silurus meridionalis is the source of this 3847-nucleotide messenger RNA. It is a transcript of the gene trpv4, whose product is annotated as transient receptor potential cation channel, subfamily V, member 4. The record is from RefSeq and is a predicted model, not a curated record. The coding region runs from base 434 to 3007 and encodes 857 amino acids. Gene Ontology annotation, cellular component: membrane; cilium. NCBI's taxonomy places the organism in Eukaryota, Metazoa, Chordata, Actinopteri, Siluriformes, Siluridae. Gene Ontology annotation, molecular function: calcium channel activity; protein binding. Gene Ontology annotation, biological process: calcium ion import across plasma membrane; osmosensory signaling pathway; actin filament organization. The transcript is spliced from 18 exons.